Molecule: messenger RNA, 1095 nt
Organism: Antrostomus carolinensis (chuck-will's-widow)
Lineage: Eukaryota; Metazoa; Chordata; Aves; Caprimulgiformes; Caprimulgidae
Gene: COL9A3
Product: collagen type IX alpha 3 chain
Exons: 8
Biological process (GO): extracellular matrix organization
Molecular function (GO): extracellular matrix structural constituent conferring tensile strength
Source: RefSeq, a predicted model, not a curated record
GGUCCUGCUGGUGUUCCUGGUCCCAAAGGUAACCAGGGCAUUGCUGGAGCAGAUGGCCUCCCAGGUGACAAAGGAGAACUGGGUCCCUUUGGUCCCCCUGGACAAAAAGGAGAGCCAGGAAAAAGAGGAGAACUUGGUCCAAAAGGUGCCCAAGGACCUAAUGGGACAGCUGGAGUACCAGGGAUCCCAGGACAUCCAGGGCCCAUGGGUCAUCAGGGCGAGCAAGGUGUUCCUGGCAUCACAGGAAAACCUGGGCCACCUGGCAAAGAGGCCAGUGAACAACAUAUAAGAGAACUUUGUGGGGAAAUGAUAAAUGAACAAAUUGCACAGUUAGCUGCUAAUCUGAGAAAGCCCUUGUCUCCUGGAAUGACCGGUCGUCCUGGCCCAGCGGGUCCCCCAGGUCCUCCUGGAGCGAUGGGAAGUGUUGGGCAUCCUGGUCCUCGAGGUCCCCCUGGAUACAGAGGGCCAACAGGAGAACUUGGUGAUCCUGGUCCCAGAGGUGACACUGGCGAAAAGGGAGAUAAAGGACCUGUUGGUCAAGGUAUUGAUGGGCCUGAUGGCGAUCAAGGACUUCAAGGACCACCUGGUGUACCUGGAAUUAGUAAAAAUGGUCGUGAUGGUGCUCAGGGUGAACCCGGUCUCCCCGGGGAUCCCGGUACUCCUGGUGCUAUUGGGGCUCAGGGAACUCCAGGAAUAUGUGACACGUCGGCUUGCAUGGGAGCUGUUGGAGCAUCAACUUCCAAAAAAUCAUAAAACCACAGUACAAGAAGUGGAGAAGUGACUGAAUAUUUAAAUAAAUGGUGCAUUGUAAGAAAAGAGUGAUAAAUGGACAGAUGUUCCUUCUAUUGUAUUAAGUGGAGACUUGACACAGUUCUAUGAAAAAGAAAGCAUCAGAUGAAAACUUUAAUUAGAAGAUGCUUUAUGAGUAUUUUCUUCUCCCCCCAAUUAUUUUCCAGAAUUUUUACUGCUAAACAACCUCACUUUCCCUUUCUCCCUUUCUUCAAGAGGAAGCAUUGUUUCAUUUUUACCACCACUCCCCCUCAACUGUACUAAAGAUCAUGAAUUUACUGUAUAAAUUGAAUUGUCAGUUGAAUU